AUGGCCGGAAUACUAUCCACGCAGUCUCUUUACAGACUAUCGCUGUAUCACCUCGGCUCACCCGACGCUGCAUACCUGGCGGCAUUGUUCUCCCUGCUACCGAGCAGUCCCGCCGCUCUUCUCUUUGCGCCGUACACUGAGCCAUACUUCGCUCUCUUCACAUAUCAAGGCAUGACGGAGUGUGCACGCAGGAGAUAUAUUCCCGCCGCGCUGUAUUUCGCGUUGGCGACAGCCUUUCGCUCGAAUGGUGUUUUGAAUGCUGGGUUCAUACUAUGGGAUUUAGUAGCGCGUGACAUCAUCAUGGAUAUGCGUUGGCCACCACUCAGUCGAGUGCUACAAGCCUCCAUACUCAGCUCUCUGGUCUUCGCGCCUUUCAUCGCACACCAGUAUAACGCGUACCUCAUCUUCUGCGGUGAUGGGCCUCUGCACGACUCCCGUCCUCCGUGGUGCUCGGAUACGAUCCCAUCGAUAUACGGACACGUCCAAGUCAAGUAUUGGAACAACGGUUUUUUGCGAUAUUGGACUCUGGGCCAGGCGCCGAAUAUCGCACUUGCUGUGCCUGUCCUCACAGUCGUCCUGUCUUUCUGCGCCUUUCACCUGUGGAAUGGCGUGCUGCUGCCAUACCUAAAGCUGGAUCAGCCGUCAACAGAACAAGAACCGGAGGGCCGAUCGAUCUUUCUUCGUACCUCUCUCGUGCCACAUACGAUCCACGCUGUCAUCCUCGGCAUGGUGCUCCUCCUCGCUUCGAACACUCAAAUCGCACUGCGCGCAACUUCUGCUAUGCCGACGACGUAUUGGGCAGGAGCUUGGCUGCUCCUUGAGAGACCGCGGGCUGGACGGGCAUGGGUGCGCUGGAGUAUGAUAUGGGGUAUGUUGAGCAUUGCAUUGUGGACGGCAUUCUUGCCUCCGGCAUAG
Molecule: messenger RNA, 915 nt
Organism: Peniophora sp. CBMAI 1063
Lineage: Eukaryota; Fungi; Basidiomycota; Agaricomycetes; Russulales; Peniophoraceae
Source: the annotation of a GenBank genome assembly